Messenger RNA from Striga asiatica, 2036 nucleotides. The record is from the annotation of a GenBank genome assembly. NCBI's taxonomy places the organism in Eukaryota, Viridiplantae, Streptophyta, Magnoliopsida, Lamiales, Orobanchaceae.
AGAGAGAGAGAGAGAGAGAGAGGGUAUCGGGAGAGAAAAAAUGAAGAGAGGGAAAGAGGAGAAGGUAAUGGGACCCAUGUUUCCAAGGCUUCAUGUGAAGGACACGGAUAAAGGAGGGCCAAGAGCACCUCCGAGGAACAAGAUGGCGCUUUAUGAACAGCUUAGUGUCCCUUCUAAUAAUAGCCAGGGCAAUGCAAAUGAAAGGGGCAUCUUUCCCUUUUAUCAUAUGCAUACACAAAUUCAAUCUGAGAAGCAAAACAACCAUUAUCCCGAUUCGGGCGCUCAAUCGAAUCAAAUCGAACAAAGAAAGAAAUUGGAAAAUGAUGAAUUUGCAGUUCCGGCCUUCGUCCGUUCUGUCCCGAAUCAAGAACAUCGUGAAUAUACGAACCAAUUAAGAAAAUGUCAAAAAUCUGAAAGGCAAUUGAAUUCAGAAGAGUUGUUGACUCCAUCAGCAGUCGAAAAGGCUGAAUCUUUGAAGAAAAAAACUGAUAGUUCUGGCAAAUUGAAUACUAAUAACGGUGUGGAGUACAAGCCCGACAGCGAAAGGUGCAAUCCCUCUGUAUUGGAUAGGAAUAUCAUGACACUGGAUAGAAGACGUGAUUCUACCUCUGUCAUGGAUUUUCCAUCUGAGGAUCAGAAUAUUUUGCACGAUAUCAGUAAUAAAACAGAAUUUCAAGACAGGUGUAGAUCACAGCAGAUGAUGACAGAUUUAGACAGAUUUGACAGUUUGUCUGAAAAUUCUGUGGUGGAUUCAGUUUCCCCACUCGAUGUAACGCCCGAUGAUGUGGUAGGAGUAAUAGGUCAAAAACAAUUCUGGAAAGCAAGAAGAGAAAUAGCCAACCAACAAAGAAUUUUUGCCGUUCAAGUGUUUGAAUUACAUCGACUGAUAACGGUCCAGAGACUGAUAUCCGCAUCACCACAGAUUUUGCUCGAUGACUCAGCUUAUUUCCCCAAACCAAUCAAAUUAGCUUCUCCUGGUAAACGAAAACUGCUAAAUAAUCCCUUGAAAGAAAACCCGCACGUAGGCAAGCCAAAAGGCGGACCCGAGAAAAAGCCCGUUCACGAGACAAAAACCGGCUUCGAAAAUGCUACCACUGAGAAGAAAGCGAUUUCUUCUGCUUCCUUUCACAAUGGGUUACAGCCUCCAAGCAAUUCCGGGCCUUGGAGUUUCAGUCCUCAGUUGCUCGGUAACCAGUGGUUAAUUCCUGUGAUGUCCCCUUCAGAAGGGCUGGUUUACAAGCCAUACCCUGGGUCCGGAUUCAUGGGCUCAGCCUACGGAGUGUUUGGGCCGCCCGGGUUGAUGGGCCCACAAUUUUCUUGUUUUCCUCCGCCGGGCCCACAUGGCUAUUUCCCACCAUAUGGGAUGCCGUUUUCAUAUGGGCCUGAAUUCUCGGGCCAGAAACAAGAUGAUGUCAGCAAUGUUACGGGCAAUUUGAAUGCGGCAACUGAAGAUUUCGAAACACAAGCUAGCAUUGCGAGUAGUCCUGUUGAGAAUAAUGAAGGAAAAAAUCCUUUGGAGGAGAGGAACGAGCUUCCACUUUUCCCCAUGUCCACGGGCCCGAAACCCGGCCCACGGCCUCCCGAGCCCAAGGGUCCGAAUCGGGUGAUUAAGGUCAUGCCUCAUAAUGCCAGGUCUGCAAGUGAAUCUGCUGCUAGGAUUUUUCGGGCGAUACAAGAAGGAAGAGAAAAACAAAAAUGAUGUCUUGAGCCCUUUGAAAAUCUUGUUGGAUUUACAUUUACUGACCUUACCCUGCUGAAGUUCUGUAGAUAUGGUGUUUGAUUGAUCCAGUGUGCAUGACAGUGAUAGUUAUAGGUUUGGUUUGGUUUUUACGGUACUUUCUGCAUUUGAAAUUUUUGUUAGCCACACAUUUUGAGUUUGUAUCUGUCUCUCUGUUUUUCCUUUUUGUUUUUCCAGAUAGAAUAAAGUGUAAUCUAGUCGUAGCUCAUACGUGACUGGUAAAGAUGGAUCGUGUUAAAGAUGUUGACAUUGUUUGUUGCUGGAUUGUAGUAUUUCUUUUUCGCUUUUUUUUUUUUCU